Molecule: messenger RNA, 6730 nt
Organism: Synchiropus splendidus (mandarinfish)
Lineage: Eukaryota; Metazoa; Chordata; Actinopteri; Syngnathiformes; Callionymidae
Product: eukaryotic translation initiation factor 4 gamma 1-like
Exons: 32
Coding region: 468-5603 (1711 amino acids)
Cellular component (GO): eukaryotic translation initiation factor 4F complex
Molecular function (GO): mRNA binding; protein binding; translation initiation factor activity
Source: RefSeq, a predicted model, not a curated record
GUGGCCCACGCGGCUCGGAGGCGCACCGGCUCCACAGAGCAGCAACAGUGCACCAUGGCGUCGCUCUGAGCUCCUCAAAUUCUACCUGACCGGCAAUCCGUCACCAUCUCCGCCUUGAUCAUGGACCUCUGGUCCAGAGGCUUUCUCACGAGCCACCGGAGUUGCCAGUAGUGCUCCAGGACUGCGAUAUUGCUCCACUUUGAGCUGAUAUUUUCCACUUACGCCCGGGGAUUUAAACUGGAGCGGCAGCAGUAGGAGAGUUCUCCCCAUCUUACCGGUUAGCGGCUAAGUCGGUACUCAAGAAGGGCACCACUUGUGUUGGAAUACGAAGCCAGAAAACAGCAGUAACAUUACCAACGUGACGCGGAUACUGAGAGUCCAGAGGACGCAGGCUGAAACCUUCACUUUUCUACUGAAAGGCUGGCAUCCCAACGCCACCCUGAUGCAGAACCACAAAAGAACGUGAAAUGAACAAACCACCUCAGCCUAUCACGGGACCCACCUCUGUCCCAAACCCUGCCCCCUCCCCUGGAUUGACCCAGGCCGCAUACGGACCUGGACAGCCCCCGUCUCUUGUCUUCGCCACUCCUCCUCCACCACAGAUGAAUUCUGCACCGCAGCCAAGACAGUUUGCUGCUGGCCCCCGUACUUUACACCAACAGGGUGGAUACAGAGCCUUGCAGGGUUACUAUCCAAGCCGCCCCACAAUGCCCACGAGCGCAACAAGAGUACAGACGAGUAGCGGCCCUCGAGCUGUUGGACCCACUCAUGUCUACCCUUCAAGCUCCCAGAUGAUGAUGAUAUCACAGCAGCCGCACCCUUUCUCUGGCCCACCACAAAGCUACUUCAUUUCCCCGUACCGGCCGCCGUACAUGGCACCAACGCAACAAUAUCCGGUCACCAGCGGGACUGCUGGCUUCUAUCCUGGAACCAGCCCAGCCGAAUACCAACCAUAUGAGCCCUCUCUUGCUGCGAGGGAGAGGCGGGGUGGUGGGGGGAGAGGAGGAGGCCGUGAGAACGGCCGCCUCGCUCUCCACGGAGCUCCUCUCACCUCCCAGCGCUACCCCGGGCCGUACUAUCCGACCCAGCCACCGUUCUCUCCUUCAGUCCAGCCCACCCCGGCCAUGAUCAACCCAGGCCAGCAACAGCAGCAAGCUCCGCCUCCUCAGCAGCCACCGGCUCAGCCACAAGGCCCACCAAAGAGGGAACGCAAACCGAUCACAAUACGAGACCCCAACCAGGGCGGGCGUGACAUCACAGAUGAGAUAAUGUCAGGUGGACUGUCCAGUUCGACACCAACUCCCCCACAGACAUCCAUAAUUGAUGCGAGUCUUCCACAAACAAACGGUGAAGUUAUCCAGUCUGUCACCAUAGCGACAAGCAGAGACGACAGUGAGGAAUCAUCUGCAAGCAUUGAAACCCCACCGCCACCUGCUUUGGCAAACCCACAGCCUCUGCCUGAAGCCAAGGAAGAUAACUGCCAGGAGACGAUGCCUGCAGACAUAGUACAAUCUGAUGACCCUCCUCCGUCCACAGAGGUUCUGCCUGUGACAGUUAAGGAGCCGGAGUUGGCUGUUUCUAUAGCCCCCACUGAGGUCGCAUCAACGGCACCUCCUGAUGUGGCCGUCGAUCCAGUAGGUGUCGAACUCGGAGACACAGUCGAUGCACCUGUUGCACCCUCAGCUACCGAGGUGAAAUCAGAAGAGCUACAAAAUGACACCGUCACAGCCGAAAAGGCAACAGAGGAAAAAGUAGAAAACACAGAAAAGAGAGAAGCAGUCAAGCCAGAGCCCAUUGCAGUCGAAGAGCCUGAAGCCGAGGCCGCCACAACAGUUAGUCCUGCGAGUGCGACGCAGGACACAACGCCAACCGAAACCGAGUCUGAGCGUGCAGUUGAGGAGCCAGCUCCACUGACCCAGAACGCUUCUAGUGAACCUGAACCAGAACCAACUGUACCAGCCGAGACUCCUCUCUCCAACGGUAUUCCUCAGGAUCCGGAGUCCGAGGACCUGGCACUCAGUCACACCACACCUGUCGACAAGCCAGUCUCAUCACAAUCUCAGGAAUCUACACCUGUCACUAAAACAGCCCCUCUAGUCCAGGAGGAGAAGGUGGAGAAAAAACAGAAUCACACCGAGGGAAACAAGAAGGGUGAGCAUGUCCCUCCUGCCACUGCUACCUCCUCCACACAAGAAUCUACUAUGCAAGCUGCUACAUCUGUGCCAAAGAAGAGGAGAAACAUGAAAGAGAUCAACAAAAAAGAGGCCAUAGGAGACCUCUUGGAUGCCUUCACAGAGGAACCAGAAGCCAAGCCAGUCCCUGAACCUUUACCAGCUCAGCCUGAUCCUGUACCUGUUGCUCCAGCUGAACCUCCUGCUGAGGUGGCUGAUGAGACCUGGGAGGAGAAAGAGGACAAGCUGAAUGCAGAGCCCGAGAAGAGCAAACCCUCGGCCGAUUCGAAUGACAAGAAAUAUGACUAUAAAGAAGAGCAGUGGAAGCCCAUUAACACUGAAGAUAAGAAGCGGUACGACCGGGACUUCCUCCUCGGCUUCCAGUUCAGUAGCGCCAGUAUGAAUAAGCCAGAAGGCCUGCCAGUCAUCAGUGAUGUGGUUUUGGACAAGAUAAACAAGACGCCGCUUCGACCUGUCGACCCAACUCGGCUCAUAAACAUGGGUCCUGAUUUCACCCCUUCAUUUUUGGGAAAUCUUGGGAGCAGAUCGGGGACUGGACCACGAGGACCUCCUCCUGGCCCACGGCGCUCUCAGCAGGGUCAGCGCAAGGAGCCGAGGAAAAUCAUCAGCAGCAUGUCUCUCAGUGAUGAUGUCCAGCUUAAGAAGGCAGAGAACGCUUGGAAGCCCACGGUGAAGAAGCCACGGGGGCGCGGAGAAGAUGGGGAGGAAGAGGACCCCAAUGCUGCCAAAACUCAGGAAGUGUUCAAACGCCUGCGCAGUAUCCUCAACAAACUCACGCCGCAGAAGUUCCAGGAUCUCAUGAAGCAAGUGUCCGACCUGCCCAUAGACACAGAGGAGAGGCUGAAGGGAGCAAUAGACCUAAUCUUUGAAAAAGCCAUCUCAGAACCCAACUUCUCCGUGGCCUAUGCCAACAUGUGCCGCUGUCUUUUGGGGCUCAAAGUCCCAAAUGUAGAUGCACCAGGAGAGUUUGUGAACUUCCGCAAGCUCCUCCUCAACCGCUGCCAGAAAGAGUUUGAGAAGGAUCAAGAUGACGACGAGAUAUUUGAGCUCAAGAUGAAGGAGAUGGAGGCAGCCAAAGACGACGAGGAGCGCGAGCGCCUGAGGGUGGAGCUUGAGGACGCCAGGGACAAGGCUCGACGUCGGUCAUUGGGAAACAUCAAGUUUAUUGGAGAGCUCUUCAAGCUAAAGAUGCUAACAGAGCCUAUCAUGCACGACUGUGUGGUCAAACUACUGAAGAAUCACGACGAGGAGUCGCUAGAAUGUCUAUGCAGGCUUCUGUCCACAAUUGGCAAGGACCUGGACUUCGAGAAGGCCAAGCCUCGAAUGGAUCAAUAUUUCAACCAGAUGGACAAGAUCAUCAAAGAGAGGAAAACCUCAUCGAGAAUUCGGUUCAUGCUGCAGGAUGUCUUGGACCUAAGAAAAAGUAACUGGGUGCCCCGGAGAGCCGACCAGGGCCCCAAAACCAUCGACCAGAUUCACAAGGAGGCCGAAAUGGAAGAGCACAGAGAGCAGAUUAAAGUCCAGCAGGCGAUGCUGUCCAGAGGUGGCGGAGGUGGGGGUGAACGAGGAGGUGGCGGCGGCGGUGGCGGAGGAGGUGGCAGGAUGGAUAGAAACAUGGGGGGCAGAGGACCCCACUCACAGGGAGGUCAGAGAAGCCAGCCCCAAGAUGAGGGCUGGAACACUGUACCCAUCUCCAAGAACAGACCCAUCGACACCACCCGCCUUAGCAAGAUCACAAAGCCUGGUGCUUUGGACUUGAACAAUCAGCUUUUGGCUCCUGGAGGUAAAGGCAUGUGGGGCAGUUGGGGCAAAGGAAGCAGUGGAGGUUCAGGAGCUAAACCAGCUAGUGGAGAUCAAGACUCCGGCCGUCCUGCGACAAGCACGCUCAACCGCUUCUCUGCCCUCCAGCAGUCGGGCUCUCUGAUGUCAGCAGACUCUGACCGCAGAGUACCCCAGAGGUCCAGCUCCAGCCGUGAGCGCGGCGGGGACAGAGACCGGUCCGACCGGGACCGCUACGACCGGUUCGACCGCGGGAUGGGCCGCGACGACCGAGGCAGCCGUAACCAAAUCACCAAGAGAAGCUUCAGCAGAGAGACAGAGGAGCGCGGCGGCAGGGGCGGAGACAGCCGGGCCUCCAACGAACCUGUGCGCCGCGUCGCCAGCAUGACCGACGACCGAGACCGGGGCAGUCGGGACAGAGGCAGUCGGGACCGGGGGAGCAGAGACAGGGGAGCCUGGGAGAGGGGCCCCAGCAAGGACCUUCCAGUCAAACGCGAGAGUGCACCGACUCCUCCUCCGGUUUCUAAACCUGCUCUAUCUGAAGAGGAGUUGGAGAAGAAAGCCCACGCCAUCAUCGAGGAGUACCUGCACAUAAACGACAUGAAGGAGGCCUUGCAGUGCGUGACAGAGCUCAACAGCACCUCCCUGCUCUUCGUGUUUGUGCGGAGCGGCGUGGACUCCACGCUGGAGCGCAGCGCCGCGGCCCGUGAGCGCAUGGGGCUGCUGCUGUGUGAGCUGGUGAAGGCUGGAACGCUGAGCCCCGCACAGUUCUACAAAGGGCUACAGGAAACCCUUGAAGUGGCCGAAGACAUGGCCAUCGACAUCCCUCACAUCUGGCUCUACCUUGCGGAGCUCAUCGCCCCCAUGCUCCAUGAGGGAGGUAUCCCCAUGGCAGUGCUCUUCAGGGAGCUCUCGAAGCCUCUGUUGCCUCUGGAGAAAGCUGGUGUGCUGCUGGUUCAAAUCCUCAAGUUGCUCUGCAAAGGGAUGACUCCUAAAAAGGUGGGCGCCAUGUGGAGCGACGCCGGGCUGAGCUGGACGGAGUUCCUGCCCAAGGACGAAGACGUGAGCAAGUUCGUCGCUGCUCAGAAUGUGGAGUUCACGACAGGAGAGGAGGAAUCCAAGGGGCCCGUGAAGAAGAAGGUUCUGAGCGGAGAGGAGCUCAGCAAGCAGCUGGACAGACUCCUGCAGGACAAGGCCAACAACCAGCGCAUCAGAGACUGGGUGGAGGCCAACCUGGAGGAGCAGCAAGUGGCUUCCAACCAGUUUGUCCGAGCCUUGAUGACGUCCGUGUGUCAGUCUUCUAUCAUAUGUGAUAACCCGUACAAGGUGGACGCCCAGCAGAUCAAGCAGAGAGCCAGUCUGCUGCAGCCGUAUCUGUGUGACGAGGAGAAGGAGCUGCAGGCUCUCUACGCUCUCCAGGCUCUGAUGGUACACAUGGAGCAGCCUGCAAAUCUGCUGCGGAUGUUUUUCGACGCCCUGUACGACGAGGACGUGAUCAAAGAGGAUGCCUUCUACAAGUGGGAAACCAGCAAAGACCCGGCGGAACAGACCGGCAAAGGUGUGGCCUUGAAAUCAGUGACGGCCUUCUUCACUUGGCUCCGUGAGGCGGAGGAGGAGUCCGACAAGGAGUGAAACACUGAACUGCCGAUCCUCCUCCUCCUCCCUCCUCCCCCACCACCCCUUCCUCUCUCCCUAACCCCCCCUCCUCCUGCCCCCCUCUGGCGAAGCAAGGGUGUUGCAGGAGGCAGUCAUGGACAAGGUUGAAACGGACUUAAUGAAUCCUCAAUGAGGAUGAAUCGUUGUUCUUUCGUGUGAGGGACGGACUCCAAACAAUCACUCGUGCGUGCGUGGCCUCCCUCUCUGGCUCACCCACCCUCCCCCCGCCUGCUUGUGGCAACAAGUGUCCUCAUGAAAUAAACUUGAAAACUGCUUCAGUAGGAAUGGGCUUGUUGAACCAGAUGUGUCCCACGUCACUACCAAACUUUUACACAGUAAUAAAACCAACAGGCUGCUUUUUUUUUUUUUUUUUUUUUUUUAAAGUUCUGGCUUAAUGUAUUUCCUGAGAUCUCGUCCGAUCGGAACCCGUGAUCCCAGCGUGCGGCCGACGUCCUGGUUCUUCUGGACAUGGAGUGAGAAUCCAGAUGUGGCUUCUGUCUUUGUCCCUUUCUGGAGUGAGCAGCACGACUGAAGUGUGUUUUUAUUAGUGAUUCAAUGACGGGGCUUUUGAGGCGGUGGAGUGAACCGUGGACUGAUGUUGACAGCGCCUAACAGGGGAUGGGCUCAAUGCUUCCUCCAAGCCAUCCUCGUCCAUCCCCUGUCGCGACCGCGCUGACUGACUCCUUACCUCCUCUGUGCUAAAGCCAGGAACCUCCACCCUCCCCCCCUCAAUCACUGUUAAAACUUGAAAUCUACAGAAAUUGACUUGAUGAAAAUAUAAAGAAAAACACAGAAAUGAUCCGAAAGCCUUUUUCUACUCGGUGGAAACUAAUUUCAGGAGCUUUCUGUAAAUAUAUAAUAAAAAAAUACUUUUGUUUUUCAGUUUUAUUUUUCAGAUGAAUUGCAGUGUGACCUAUUCAACAGAACCCGCAGUUGACCCGAUGCAGAGAGGCGCUUUAAUCCAAUGAUCAGUAGUUUUAUUGGAAUUUUGUAAAUAUAUUUUUUUUCUUUUUGCGUUCUUUAUUUAAGAAAUUAUUGCUUCUUUUGCAUCGGAAACUGGAACGUUGAGGUUAUGAACAUUGCAAAUAAAGGACUUAAGUUGC